AUGCAUGCCCCUUCGGUUCCCUUAUCUCUUCGCCGUUUCCUCCAUGAUGAGAGAAACACGUUUGUGGGAGUUUGGAACUACAACGACGAGUAUCUGCUCCGGGAAUCGGAGCAUGAACUUUCUGUUUCGAGGCUUAUUGAGCUUCGGGAUGUUGCUGCAGAGAGGAGGGGGCUGAGCAGUAACUUGUCCAUGGAGAGGUUGGCACAUAUAAUAUUGGGCGCCGAGGGUGUGGAAAAACCGGUUUGUAUUGGGAUGAGUAAUUGGGAGGCUUACUGGCUUAGUGACGAGCAGGUUCAGUAUGCUUGUGUAGAUGCUUUUAUUAGUUUCUCACUGGAGAAGGAACUACAGGCUUGGGAUUGA
This is a messenger RNA of Carica papaya (papaya), 360 nucleotides long. The record is from RefSeq and is a predicted model, not a curated record. Lineage: Eukaryota; Viridiplantae; Streptophyta; Magnoliopsida; Brassicales; Caricaceae.